This is a messenger RNA of Dovyalis caffra, 213 nucleotides long. Lineage: Eukaryota; Viridiplantae; Streptophyta; Magnoliopsida; Malpighiales; Salicaceae. The record is from the annotation of a GenBank genome assembly.
AUGAAAGGAUAUGGUCCUCCUCUGGAGACGCUAAAAGCAGAAGAUGAAAGGCUAAGAAAAUUUGAGUACAAAGAAAUUGACAAGGGAGAGAUUAAGACUCGAGAGUUCAACCAAAUCGAGAAGAUAGAUAGGCCAAGUAAAGCCCUUCUUGCACCAAAACAAGGCUGGGUUUUCUUUACAGGCUUGGCCCAGGUUGUACUGCAUCCCUACUAA